This is a messenger RNA of Gymnogyps californianus (California condor), 654 nucleotides long. RefSeq lists its product as uncharacterized. The transcript is spliced from 4 exons. Bases 1 to 654 code for a protein of 217 amino acids. Lineage: Eukaryota; Metazoa; Chordata; Aves; Accipitriformes; Cathartidae. Gene Ontology annotation, molecular function: peptide antigen binding. The record is from RefSeq and is a predicted model, not a curated record.
AUGCACCUUGGAAAUCUCGUCCUCACUGUCUUCCUGGGGCAACUGCUGGGCACCAUGGGGCAGAUCACCAUCACCCAGCAAGAAGGACAAGUCACAGUGAAGCAGGGAGACACCUUCCAAACAACCUGCACAUACCAAACCUCCAACUUUCAAGGCUUGCUCUGGUACCAGCAGAGGAAAGGCCAAGCUCCCCAGCUGCUCUCGUCUCAGGCAGCAGCUGGCCGCAAGCCGAGCGGUCGUCUCACCACGUCGCUGAACACCACAGGGAAAUACAGCCUCCUGCAGCUGGAGGAAGUCGAGGUCUCUGACAGUGCCUUGUACCUCUGUGCUGUGCAAGACACUCUGCAGAGCUGCAGGAUGGUUCUUGCACUUGUAAGAAGUGAGGAUGAAGAGGAAGCAGUUGAGGGUCACAUCCCCAACACUGAAGAUGAUCUCGUCCUUGUUGGCAGAAGUGCCAGCACAAGCCAUGGCCAGCAGGGCUGGCAGAACAGCGAAGAAGUGGCAGAUGUGCCUGGGCCCGCAGUAAGCCAAAUGGGAGAAUGGCAGACAAUUCCUGAGCACAAACUCUCGGAGGGGACCAAUGAAGCAGUCAAGAGUUCUGAGCCCACCUGCAGCUCUCUUGGGAAGUGCACCCAGUACCCUCGUCCUUGCUGA